GGAUAUCCUUGAUGGUCAGGAUGACGACGGAACUGAAAAUAGUCUUCACGAUGACUUUUUGGAAGACCCUGAGAAUCUUCUUUUAAGGGUAGGUUAAAGGUGCUUUUCUUACCGCUUUUUAUGCCUCUCCUAAGGGAGAAACAGAAAGGCAUAACGAGCGGGGUAAGCGAGCACCAAAAGCCUACCUCUAAUUCUUGCAGGGGAGGGAGCAGACGCAGCUCAUGAGCUGCUCCACGGUUCCUCUACUAGCUUCAAUAUCAAUGACCACGAAGACGAGCAUCACGUUGUUGAGAUAGAAGACGAUCAUACCGAAAUAAACCCUCUAGGCUCUGAACUGGGCAACUCCGACGAAGUGCACGUC
This is a messenger RNA of Amoebophrya sp. A25, 361 nucleotides long. NCBI's taxonomy places the organism in Eukaryota, Dinophyceae, Syndiniales, Amoebophryaceae. The record is from the annotation of a GenBank genome assembly.